This is a messenger RNA of Symbiodinium natans, 2691 nucleotides long. The record is from the annotation of a GenBank genome assembly. Lineage: Eukaryota; Dinophyceae; Suessiales; Symbiodiniaceae.
AUGCUGGAGCCCUUCGAAGAUGCGACUAAGAUUUAUGCCCUCACCGGCGACGAUUUUCGGUUGCUGCUCACCCACCAGCCAGCGGAUCCCGUCUUUGAUGGGCUGACCUUGUUUUGCAUCGUUGUCUUCGUCCUGGAGAUCGUUCUGUGCAUGUUCGCGAAGGAUGACUACAUUCUUAGCUUCUUCUUUUUCUUGGACAUCAUCUCGACGGUCACCUUAGUGCUAGAUCUGACGUGGAUCGCAGACAGCAUUCAGGGAGACGAAGAGGAUAUGUCCAAUGAUCAGUCGGUCUCUGGAACUGCGAAGAUUGGAGCUAGAACCUCUCGAGUAGUUCGAGUCCUGAGGCUGAUCAGAAUCAUCAAGUUGUACAAGGCUAUUUAUGAGGCUAGGCAGUUGCAGAAGAAGAAGGAGGAGCUUGCAAAGCAGAUCACCCUCGAGCAGAUGUAUCCGGGGAACGAUGAUGAGGAUUCCUAUGAUGACAUGGAGGUCCAGCAGGCUAGCAUGACAAAGGCACCAGGCAAGGAGAGCCGCGUUGGGAAGAAGCUCUCCGAGCUGACCACACGGCGUGUGAUCCUACUAGUUCUGGUGAUGAUGCUGGUGCUCCCAUACCUCAAGGUAGAAGAGGCUCAGCAGUUCCCGACCUCUGCUGCAUACGGCGCGGAUAUUGUUAACCAGGCCUUUGACCAGUACUUGGCAAGCAACUCAACCUCUGACAAGGACAAGUACGACAUGGCAUUGCUUGAGUACAUCUACUAUCACAACUGGUACACGAAACAGCUGAGCGAUUGUCCCAUCGUGACAACAGACGCAACCCGACAAUGUGACAGCUCGAGAUCCUUCGACUCUCACGUGUUCUGGGUUGGCUUCGUGAGCACGAACGAGGCAUUGCUGCUGGAAAGGCUUCCCAAAGCAGCGGUAGCUCCAAGUUCGGUGGCAGAUAUGGAAGCUUUGGUGACCCAGACGUCGGUCGGUGAUCAGGCCUGGCUCUACGUCUUUGGCCACAUGCCAACCAACGUCCAGACAACUCUUGGCCUCAGCUGGAGCAGAGAUUGUCCCUUGCAAAACCAAGACAAGAAGCGGCGUGGACUAUCACUUCUGGCAGAAGCCUUUACAGAAGGUCAGUGGCACGUAGACUAUGCAGUUCCUUGCCCAGAUGACCUGCGAAGAGCUGAACGGAAGAAGUACACUCCUCGCCUGAACGUCGCGAAAAGUCAGUCUGACGAAAUCCACCUUGCGUUUUACUUCGACUUGCGACCGUUUGUGAAGCAGGAGUCUGUGUUUAACCUGCUCACCGUGGUGUUCGUUUGCAUCAUGCUACUUCUGGCCUCCAUCGGCUUUACCAACGAUGCGAAUCGACUGGUCCUGUACCCUGUUGAGAACAUGAUCGCCAAGGUGGAGACGAUCCGGGCAAACCCUUUGGCUGCAAUGAAGGUGGCCGAUGAGGAGUUUAAGGUCGAGGAGAUCAACAGGGCCAAAGCAGCCAAGCAGGAGAAGACUCGCUGCCAGGUGUUCUUGGAGUCCAUAGGGUGCUCCUCCAAACGAGAGAAUGCAGAGAUCAUGGAGACGGUCAUCCUUGAGAAGACGAUCAUUAAGCUAGGAUCCCUCCUUGCCCUUGGCUUCGGAGAGGCUGGUGCAAACAUCAUUGAGCACAACAUGCACGGCGUCGACAGUGCCUGUGUAGAUGCCAUGGUGGAGGGAACUCGGGUGGAGUGCAUCAUCGGUGCCACGCGAAUACGUGAUUUCAGCACUGCAACAGAGGUGCUGCAGGCCAAGGUGAUGACCUUUGUCAACCAGAUAGCAGAGAUUGUUCACGGGGUCGUUGACGAGUUCCACGGCGCAGCCAACAAGAACAAUGGCGAUACCUUCCUCAUGAUCUGGAGAGUGUCCGGUGACGAUGAGAAGGUCGCCAAGCUGGCCGACAUGUCCAUUCUGGCUUUCACGAGGAUUCUCGGUGCCAUUCACCGGACGCCAGUGCUGGCGGCGUACCGCGGUCACCCUGGUCUGCAGCAGCGCUUGGGAAAGAAUUGCAGGGUGAACCUCAGCAGUGGCCUGCACUAUGGCUGGGCGAUCGAAGGAGCGGUGGGUAGCGAGUUCAAGAUUGACGCAUCAUACCUUUCGCCAAAUGUCAGCAUUGCCGAGACAGUGGAGCGGGCAACGCAGAUCUACGGCGUUAGCUUGUUGGUUGCGGAGUCGGUUGUGUCCAUCUGCUCCGCGGGGGUGGCGGCGAAGUGCAGGCUCAUCGACCGGGUCAUCAUCACUGGGUCCGUGGUUCCAAUGGACCUCUACGUGAUUGACCUAGACUACAUGAGCCUUACAGUGGAGCCACCUUUGGGGCCCCAACGCUGGACGACCAAAGAUAGGUUUAAGGUGAGACAGUUUCUCGAACACGAGAAAGAUCAGAAGCUCGCUGAUGGUGUCAAAAUGGUGAACCUCUUCAACGAGAAUGCAGACAUCGCUUCCAUGCGCUUCCGAUACACGCUGGAGUUCAUCCAUGUCUUCAACAUGGGCUACCAGAAUUACUCGCAGGGAGAGUGGCAGGUGGCACAAAGAAUGCUAGCUCGCACCAGAGACAUGCUCGGAGUGGAGGACGGACCGAGCGUCGCGCUCUUGAAGUACAUGGAGCGGACAAGCUUUGAGGCUCCAGACAACUGGAUGGGUAUCCGCGAUCUUGGCCAUGCGUCGCUGUCCUAA